UCUGGAAGUAGGGUGGGUGCUUCCUGAUGUCCGAGUUUGCGAGGAUAAGGAAAUGGCAGGUGCCGCUACGAAGGUUUGCGUAACCGGUGCGGGAGGCUUUCUGGCUUCUUGGCUCGUUAAGCUUCUUCUCUCCAAGCGGUAUUUUGUUCAUGGCACCGUCAGACAACCUGGUAAUCAGAAGUAUGAUCACUUACUCAAAUUCGAGGGAGCUUCUGAGAACCUUAAGCUUUUCAAGGCUGAACUCUUAGAUUACGGGUCUCUUUCUUCGGCGAUUGCUGGUUGUAGAGCAGUUUUCCAUGUUGCUAGUCCUGUGCCUUCUACGACUGUAUCCAAUCCUGAGGUGGAAAUGAUUGAACCUUCUGUGACGGGCACUACUAACGUCCUCAAAGCUUGUCUUGAAGCAAAAGUGGAACGGGUUGUCUUUGUAUCUUCUCGAGCUGCUGUUUCCAUGAACCCAAACUUGCCCAAGGAUGCAGUGAUUGAUGAGUCCUGUUGGUCUGAUAAAGAGUACUGCAGAAGAACAAAGAACUGGUAUUUCUAUGCCAAGACAGAGGCAGAGUUGCAGGCCCUGGAUUUCGCCAGAAGCACUGGGCUAUCAGUGGUAACUAUUUGUCCUACUCUGGUGUUGGGGCCAAUUUUACAGUCAACUAUCGUCAAUGCAAGUAGCUUGGUUCUCCUCAAGCUAUUUAAAGGUCUUGAAUCACUGGAGAAUAAACAACGGUGGAUAGUAGAUGUGCGUGAUGUGGCUGAUGCGAUACUGAUGGCUUAUGAGAAGCCUGAGGCAGAGGGCAGAUACCUAUGCACUGCACAUCCUAUUAUGACAGAUGAAUUGGUAGAGAAAUUAAGGCGUAUAUACCCAAACUAUAGCUACCCUAAAAACUUUGUUGAGGUAGAUGACUGCAUAAAGUUUAGCUCAGAGAAAUUGCAGAGGUUGGGUUGGAGAUACAGGCCACUGGAAGAAACACUAGUUGAUUCUGUUGAGAGCUAUAAGGCCACAGGGCUUCUGGAAUCAAAAUAACUUUGUUUCUUUCUGUCUCAAUACACUGUGGAACUAACAUGGAUCCUUUAAGCUUUCAGAAGUACUUUUUCACAAAACGAGGCUAAAAGCACUUUUAAAACCAUAGUUUAGUUUUUACAUAAAUACCACUUAAGUGACGAAUGUGAUUGUACUUAAAAUAAGGUGGUUGUCUUGUUAAAGUCUAGUUUGCAUGAUAAGAAUGGAUAAAGACGUGAGUAGUGUGUUUAAGGUUUUAAA
Neltuma alba is the source of this 1255-nucleotide messenger RNA. RefSeq names its product cinnamoyl-CoA reductase 2. Lineage: Eukaryota; Viridiplantae; Streptophyta; Magnoliopsida; Fabales; Fabaceae. The transcript is spliced from 6 exons. Gene Ontology annotation, molecular function: oxidoreductase activity, acting on the CH-OH group of donors, NAD or NADP as acceptor. The record is from RefSeq and is a predicted model, not a curated record. The coding region runs from base 53 to 1018 and encodes 321 amino acids.